Messenger RNA from Conger conger (European conger), 1717 nucleotides. It is a transcript of the gene ttc19, whose product is annotated as tetratricopeptide repeat domain 19. Gene Ontology annotation, biological process: mitochondrial respiratory chain complex III assembly. The coding region runs from base 218 to 1417 and encodes 399 amino acids. Lineage: Eukaryota; Metazoa; Chordata; Actinopteri; Anguilliformes; Congridae. Gene Ontology annotation, cellular component: mitochondrial inner membrane. The transcript is spliced from 10 exons. The record is from RefSeq and is a predicted model, not a curated record. Gene Ontology annotation, molecular function: protein binding.
UUGUGAAUGAUCUCACACCGUCACCAACUUUUUUGGAUUGGAAAACAAUCUCUAUAAAAUUGGCAAGUUUUUCUAUUUUUCCAAAAAUCAACGGUAUAAUUGUCUGAUCUUUUCAGAUUUCGGUGUCUUUCGCGUGCGCAUUUUACGUAAUGUUUUGGGAUUUCAGACCAACUUGGCAACCGGUGCAGCUUACAUCUCGCAUUAAAAAAACACAAGCAUGGCGUUCUGUAGUGUCUUCCGUCUUCUUCUAAAGCACAGGGCUCGCUUUCAGACCGUGGUUCUGGAUUGGACCCGAACGCAAUGCCUCUGGAGCCUGGCACAUGUACAGAUGCGAGCACUGAAAUGGGAGAACGCCGUGACUUCCCGGUCUGUGGAGGAGGAACAGCAUGCCCGGCACGGAAGGUCAUGUAAACUGCGUAGUGCUGUGUGCUCUGGCGAGGGCAGCGGUGACAGCCGCACAGACAGCAUCAACAAGCAUUUCAUAUUGUAUAGUUUUUUUGCAUUUUCAUUCUUCGGCAAAUCUGACGAGGAGGAUGAAGCCAAGAAGACAGAAGAUGAGAUUAUUAUGCUGUUGAAGCGAGCCAAGCUCAGUAUUAUGCAGGAUGAGCUGGAGGCUGCCAGUGGGUACCUGCACCAGGCUAUCAGGCUAGCCCACCAAAGCCACAACAAUCAAGCCAUCAUCUACACAUACAGCCUGAUGGCCAACCUCGCGUUUGUUCAGGGCCAGCUGACCAAUGCCGAGAAACUGUUCAAGGCAGCCAUGAGCUUCCUGCUGUCCGGAGGCACUUCUCAGGAUGACAAUGCUGUCAUUGAGAUGUCCCUGAAGCUGGCCACCAUAUACGCCACGCAGAAAAGGCAUGAGCUAGCUGAUCAUGGGUUCCGGUUUUGCAUAGAGUCCCUGGAGGCCAAGAUUGAGAAUCAAAAGGACCUACCAGAAGAUGCUCUGCCAGAUGAGGAGCGGAAGGACACCAGGCUGCUUCUCGGGUUGACCCUGGACUCCCGGGCUCGUUACCGGACCGCCAUGCACCGCCUGGAGCAGGCCCAGGGCGAUUACCGACGCGCCCUGCAGAUAUGCCGCGAGGAGCAGGGGGAGGCACACCCGCAGACUUUGGUGCUGAUGAACGACCUGGCGACAGUGCUGGACAUGCAGGGGCAGCAUCAGGAGGCCCUGGGGCAGGUGAAGAGGGCCGUGGAGCUGGGCAAGGAGGCAGGCCACCCCGACCAGCACGUGCUGCUGGGAAACAUGGCGGGCAUCUUGCUGCACCAGGGUCAGUUGGAGGAGUCUGGCCGGAUGUAUCAGGAGGCUCUGGCCAUGGCUCAGGCCACCGGGGACAGCGAGGCGGUGGAGCAGAUCCAGGAAGGCCUGAAGGAGCUGGAAACUAAGAAGAAGAAGAACGGGCAGGAGGACUCGGCCUGAGAGCUGGCCAACGGGUGGGAAACCACGUGUUAGGGAGAGCCCACCGCACUGCGGCACCCUCACCAUUAACUGCCCACUGGAGUUUAUUCUCCUCUCUUCUCUGGAAACCCACACAGGAAAGUGUUCGUGUGUGUGAGGGAGGCGUAACAGGAAGUGCUGUGCCCAGUACCUAUUUGGUGGUGUUGGCUUAGUGACCCAGGUCUUACCGCACAAAAGACACAGUACUGGUGUAUCCCUGUGCGUGACUUUCCUAAAAUGUUGUCAUCAAUGUGCUGUAAACCCAGGUUCAAAUAUUGGAAU